This is a messenger RNA of Dicrocoelium dendriticum, 1051 nucleotides long. The record is from the annotation of a GenBank genome assembly. NCBI's taxonomy places the organism in Eukaryota, Metazoa, Platyhelminthes, Trematoda, Plagiorchiida, Dicrocoeliidae.
AUCUAACGUAGCAGUGAAAGUAAAUCUAAAGGCACGCCAAGUUGAGUGCAACAGUGCACUUGCUGAUCCGAAUGUCACAAAAAGGCACUCGUACGCGGCACUCGUACGCGGCACUCGUACGCGGCACUCGGCGGAGGUGAAGAUAAGGCUUUGAAGGGACGCGACUGGAAGCAUGUUGUACGCCUAUUGAACGUAAAUCUGAUUAUCUGUCGCAGUUGGAUAAAUAGGUUGGAAUCAACCAGACAAACAGGUCUCUGACAGGCAGCCAGAUUGAUUGCUUGGGUGUCGAAAGAAUCCAUGGUCACUACAAACACUGCGUCUGUGCUUAAAGGCGGAGUUACACAUUGAGGUAAGCGUGAGCACAAUUGCACGUUACUUGGAUGGACGCCUAAUUACCAUGAAGGAGUUGCGAGCAGUUCCGGAAUCAACCAGCACACAUGAGAAGAAAAUGCGGAGCAAAUACUACGUUUUGGCACUGCUGCAGUCAGAGACCGAAGGGAGACAAGCCGUGUGGAUAGAUGAAACUAAUUUCAAUAUCUUCUGUGCCCGCACCAUGGGGUGUUCAUCGCGUGCAACUUCUGCGCAAUGUACAGUACCCAACAUUCUAUGCCAAAAGCUGCAUCUGAUUGGAGCGUUAACAAGCGAUGGUUUAAUAGACUAUAACAUCAUGAGAGGAAACUUCAAGAAGGAAAGAUGCGCGGCGUGGUUGCGUCGCAUGCUGGAUGCCAGAGGGCCGAGUUUUAUCGAAAACUGCCUCUUGAUAUGUGAUAACGCGCCAUGCCACACGAAGUUGGAACGCGUAUUCCAGGAGGAAUCGUACAGUUCGGGCAGCCUCCUGCGUCUAGUGCCAUAAUAUUCAUCACUGAAUCGCAUUGAGUGGAUCUGCGGCAUAAUAAAAACUUGUGAAGCAAGCCAUGAGGAAGCAAUAUUCCGAGAUGCUUCACGGAGCUCCUGAGGGUGUACUAUGCAAUAGAGUGAAGAAUGCCCUUCUUGGAGCGAAUUGUGUCCGAGGCACAAACUUACAUUACGCUCCAGCACUGUCAACAAAUGA